Beta vulgaris subsp. vulgaris (sugar beet) is the source of this 5337-nucleotide messenger RNA. RefSeq lists its product as uncharacterized. Lineage: Eukaryota; Viridiplantae; Streptophyta; Magnoliopsida; Caryophyllales; Amaranthaceae. The record is from RefSeq and is a predicted model, not a curated record. The coding region runs from base 1 to 5337 and encodes 1778 amino acids. Gene Ontology annotation, molecular function: nucleic acid binding. Gene Ontology annotation, biological process: DNA integration. The transcript has a single exon.
AUGCAAACUCGAAGUUCAGGUACUGAAAGUCUUACACCAUUUGAUUCUGAGAUCGAAGCUACUGCACGGAGAAGACAAGGUAGAAAAAGGAGAAAUCGGAAAAGAAGGACUAUGGGUGAAACAGACAAAUCUCUUCAAGAGUACGGAAUUCCUGACACAACAACAGGAAUUCUCUCUAGUAUCGUCAGACCACCUGUCACUGCUCAGAAUUUUGAACUGAAGACUCAGUUCAUUCAAUUCAUCUCCAAUGAUGCUUUUUCGGGGUCACCGAAGGAAUGCCCUAUUGAUCACAUUGACAGUUUCCUGGAAAAGUGUGAUACAAUGAAGAUUCAUGGAGUUACUGACGAUGCUAUUAGACUUCGUUGCUUCCCGUUUUCACUUAGGGAUUUAGCAAGGGAGUGGUUACGAGAUGAAGGCGUAGGUUCGUUUGAUACAUGGGACAAGCUUGCAAGGGCUUUUCUGAUCAGAUUCUUGGGGCCAGAGAAAACUGCAGAGUUGAGGAAUGCCAUAUCCACUUUCAAGCAAUCAGAGGAUGAGUCCUUAUAUCAUUCAUGGAGGAGAUUCAAGCGAUUGCAGAGACACUGUCCUCAUCACGGUAUUCCAGAGUGGAUGCUGAUUCAGACCUUCUAUAAUGGUUUGACUCAUGAGUUCCGCAUAUACAUUGAUGCUGCGUCCGGUGGUUCUCUCAUGACUAAAAACCCAACUGAAGCCAAGGCGUUGAUUGAGAAGAUGGCAGCCAAUGAUAGUUAUCAUCCAGGGGGCCGAAAUUCUGUGAAAACCAGAGGAAAAUUUGAUGUUGAUGCUUUAACCCUCUUGACAAGUUCCGUGCAAGCAUUGACUAGCAAGUUCGAUAAGCUCCAAGCCGGAUCAUCUUCUACUUCAUCAGAAACAUGUCAAUUAUGUGGUAUCCAAGGCCACAUAGCAUCACAAUGUCAACCUCCUCUCGAAGACAUGUCAAUUGAGCAAGCAAAUGCCUUCUAUACCACGCAAUCCAAAAGGCCAAAUGAUCCCUAUUCCAACACAUACAAUGAAGGGUGGAGGAAUCAUCCGAAUUUCUCUUACAAGAAUACUCAAGCUCAACAGAAUCCACCUCCUCCACAACCUCGCAACAACUACAUUGCACCACCGGGUUUCCAACCAAGGCCACCACAACAUCAACAACUAGUGCAACAACCACCACCUCAAAAGACUAAUCUUGAGUUGAUGAUGGAGAAUUUUAUUGCUACCACCAACAAUUCCAUUCAACAACUACAAGCUCAGAACAAGCUCAUGGAAAAUCAGAUAAGCCAACUUGCCCAUCAAGUUGGUCAAUCUUCGAAGGCUCCGGGUUCUUUUCCGGGUCAGACAGAGCAACCACCAAAAGGACAUAUCAAUGCCAUCACUUUGAGGAGUGGAACACAAUUGGAAGAUCCUCCCGCAAGGGAGCCAUCAAAUAAGGUUGUUGAAGAGGUAGUCACUAAUGAUAAGGUGGUCGAUAGUAGUGUGAUCGAGGAUGAACCAAAGGCAUUGAAUCCACCUCCACUUGUCCCAUAUGUUCCACAAGUUCCUUUCCCGCAAAGGUUGGCACAAGCAAAGUUGGAGAAGAAGUAUGGAAAAUUCCUUGAGAUUUUAAAGAAGCUUCACAUCAAUAUUCCAUUCUUAGACGCCAUAUCCGAGAUGCCCUCUUAUGCCAAAUUCUUGAAGGAUAUGCUCUCCAACAAAAAGAAGCUAGAAGAGAAUGCUACCGUUGCUUUAACUGCGGAAUGUAGUGCUAUUUUGCAAAAUACUCUUCCUAAGAAGCUUGGUGAUCCGGGUAGUUAUUCAAUUCCAGUCAAGCUUGGGGAUAUGGAAAUUAAGAAGGCAUUGUGUGAUCUUGGUGCGAGUGUGAGUCUCAUGCCUCUAUCUAUCUGCAACAAGCUUCAAAUGGGUGAACUAAAGCCCACACGCAUCUCUCUACAACUUGCGGAUAGGUCGGUUAAAUUUCCUCUUGGUGUGCUUGAAGAUGUCCCUCUUCGCGUGGGAAAAUUCUUUAUUCCAUGUGAUUUUGUCGUGAUGGAAAUGGAGGAAGAUGUACAUGUCCCUAUUAUUCUUGGUAGGCCAUUCUUGGCUACCGCGGGUGCAAUGAUAGACAUGAAGAAUAGGAAGAUCACUUUUGAGGUUGGUGAUGAGAAGCUAGAAUACUCACUUGAUGAUUCUAUGGGAACCCCGUCUAUGGGAGACACCGUUUGCCAAGUGGAUGUUCUAGAUGAUUUACAACAUGAGCAGGUACCCUUGAAUAAGUCCGAUGAUGCACUUGAAACAGUGUUAAUGGGGAGUGCCGAUGAAGAAGAUUGGGAAACAAGAGAGUACAAGCGAUUACUUGAGGAAGCAAAAGCCAACCCGAUCACUACUCCAAUGAAGGAAAUUCUUAGCUCUUCGGGUGUUGGGGAGAGUACUACGCCUCCCGAGGUAGAAUUAAAACCCCUUCCCUCUUCUCUUAAUUAUGCAUAUCUUGGUCCUAAUGAUACAUAUCCUGUUAUUGUUAAUGCUGAGCUUAAUGACACUCAAUUGGAGCAAUUGCUCGAUGUUUUGAGAAAUUAUAAAAGUGUCAUUGGGUACACCAUUGAUGAUAUUAAGGGUAUUAAUCCCUCUUUUUGUAUGCAUAAAAUCAUUCUUGACGACGAUCAUGCCUCCUCCAUAGAACCUCAAAGAAGACUUAAUCCAAAUAUGAUGGAGGUAGUUAAAAAAGAGGUUCUUAAAUUGCUUGCUGCAGGGAUAAUUUACCCUAUCUCAGAUAGUAAGUGGGUUAGUCCUGUGCAAGUGGUACCAAAAAAAGGAGGUAUGACCGUUGUUAAGAAUGAUAAGGGUGAGCCAGUCGCCACUAGGACUGUUACAGGUUGGCGAAUGUGUAUUGAUUAUAGAAGGCUUAAUAAGGCCACCCGAAAGGACCACUUCCCUCUCCCUUUCAUUGAUCAAAUGUUAGAACGUUUAGCUAAGCAUUCAUUUUUCUGCUACUUGGAUGGAUACUCUGGUUUCUUUCAAAUUCCUAUUCGUCCUUGUGAUCAGGAAAAGACCACAUUUACAUGCCCGUAUGGCACUUUUGCAUACCGUAGGAUGCCGUUCGGACUAUGUAAUGCUCCAGCUACGUUUCAGCGUUGUAUGAUGGCAAUUUUCUCAGGUCUUAUUGAAAAUUCUAUGGAAGUAUUUAUGGAUGAUUUUUCUGUUUAUGGAACAUCUUUCGAUUUAUGUCUUGAAAAUUUAAAAAAGGUGCUCCAUAGAUGUAGGGAAGUCAAUCUAGUUUUAAAUUGGGAAAAAUGUCAUUUUAUGGUGCAACAGGGAGUCGUUUUAGGUCAUGUUGUGUCAAAUAAGGGUAUCGAAGUUGAUAAAGCAAAGAUAGAGGUCAUUGAGCGGUUACCCCCUCCUAACUCUGUAAAAGGAGUUCGGAGCUUUUUGGGUCAUGCAGGAUUUUAUCGUCGUUUCAUUAAAGAUUUCUCAAAAAUCGCUCGACCUCUAACUGAGCUUUUAGCUAAAGAUGCCCCGUUUGUUUUUACUGAUGCUUGUCUUGAGGCUUUCAACAGGUUGAAGGAAGCCUUGAUUUCUGCUCCAAUUAUGCAAUCUCCAGAUUGGACCCUACCAUUUGAGAUCAUGUGCGAUGCUAGCGACUACGCGGUAGGUGCUGUUUUAGGCCAACGGAAGGACGGUAAACUUCAUGCUAUCUAUUACUCUAGUAAAACUCUUGACCAUGCUCAAAUGAAUUAUGCCACAACUGAAAAAGAGAUGCUAGCAGUAGUAUAUGCAAUAGAUAAAUUUCGUUCUUACCUUGUUGGUUCCAAAGUGAUAGUUCAUACAGAUCAUGCGGCAUUGAAGUACUUGAUGAGUAAGAAGGAUGCAAAGCCCCGUUUGAUCCGUUGGAUUCUUUUACUACAAGAUUUCGACAUUGAGAUUAAGGAUAAAAAGGGUUCCGAGAAUGUCGUCGCUGAUCAUCUUUCCCGUCUCCUCCUAGAGAAGGGGGAUGGAGACGAUCUCCCUAUUGAUGACUCUUUUCCUGAUGAACAUUUGCUAGCUCUCUCACAAAUUGAGUCACCUUGGUAUGCUGAUUUAGCUAAUUUUUUAUCCACAGGUACAAUGCCUCACGGCUACUCGUCUCAACAAAAGAAGAAAUUCUUUUAUGAGGCGAGGAGACAUUUUUGGGAGGAUCCAUUCUUAUAUAGAUUAUGCGCCGAUGCGAUGAUUAGACGUUGUGUCCCAGAAGGUGAGGUAACCCAUAUUAUUUCUCACUGUCAUGACUUACCAUGUGGUGGACAUGCAGGUACAACGAAGACGGCCGCAAAAAUAUUGCAAUGCGGUUUUUAUUGGCCGACCUUGUUCAAAGAUGUCAAUUCAUAUGUCAAGGCUUGUGAUCGUUGUCAACGGACAGGUAAUAUUUCAAGGAAGAAUGAGAUGCCACUAAACAACAUACUCGAGGUCGAGUUGUUUGAUGUGUGGGGGAUAGAUUUUAUGGGACCAUUUCCCUCUUCCUAUGGGAAUCGUUAUAUAUUAGUUGCCGUUGACUAUGUUUCAAAGUGGGUCGAAGCUAUUGCUACUCCCACUAAUGAUGCUCGUGUGGUAAGUAAAUUUUUCAAGAAAAUUAUUUUUCCUAGAUUUGGUAUCCCACGUGUGUUGAUUAGUGACAGGGGAACACAUUUCUUGGAGCAUCGUUUUGAAGCAAUGUUGAAGAAAUAUGGAGUGCAACAUAGACUUGGUAUUGGCUAUCACCCACAAACUAGUGGCCAAGUAGAGGUGUCGAAUCGAGAAAUCAAGUCUAUACUAGAGAAGACGGUCGCAAAGUCAAGGAAGGAUUGGUCCAUAAAAAUUGAUGAUGCAUUAUGGGCGUACCGAACGGCGUUCAAAACACCAAUUGGUACAACCCCAUAUAGACUGGUGUAUGGGAAGGCGUGUCACCUACCUGUUGAGUUGGAACACCGAGCAUUUUGGGCUAUUAAGACUUUAAAUUUUAAUGCUCAAGCAGCGGGGGAGAAGAGAUUGCUACAACUUAAUGAGUUGGAUGAACUUCGUCUUGAAGCUUAUGAAAGUUCGAAAUUGUACAAAGAAAGGACCAAAAGGUGGCAUGACAAGGGUCUUGUGAGAAGAGAAUUCAAGGAAGGAGAUCAAGUGCUUUUAUUCAACUCGAGGUUGAAAUUGUUUUCUGGUAAGCUCCGUUCUAGGUGGUCAGGUCCAUUCAAGGUUUGUAAGGUCUACCCGUAUGGUACUAUUGAAUUAUGGAACAAAGAUGGGGGCACUUUUAAGGUGAACGGACAAAGAGUGAAGCACUAUCGAGUGGGUGAUCCAAUUGAUGAAAGGGUGGACAUUACACUCUCAACCCCAUCACAAGACAAUUGA